UGAACUUUUUGCGACCCAGAACUUUUCUUGAAAAACACACAAGUUUGCAAAACCACAACAAUACCGCCAAAAUGCCCAAGUCAAAGCGUUCCAGAGUAGUACACCUCACCAAGACGGACAAGAAGGGCAAGGAGCUUUCGCAAAAGCUCUUCGCCAAUGUCCAAGAGGCUGCUGAGAACUUCGAGCACAUCUUCGUCUUCUCUGUUGAGAACAUGCGCAACUCGUACUUGAAGGAAGUGCGCGCUGAAUUUUCUGACAGCCGAUUCUUCUUCGGCAAGACAAAAGUCAUGGCCAAGGCCCUGGGCACAACGCCCGCUGAGGAGCACCUCACAAACCUCUCCGAGCUCACCAAGCACCUUGUUGGCAACGUCGGUCUCUUCUUCACGAACCGCGAGCCUGCCGAUGUCCUCGAGUACUUCGCUGCGUACUCGCAGACCGAUUUUGCACGCGCAGGCGUCACCGCCACCCACACCUUCACAAUCCCGGCUGGUGUCGUCUACUCGAGAGGUGGUGAGGUGCCUGCUGAGGACGACCUCGCACUGCCUCACAGCGUCGAGACCACUAUCAGGAAGUGGGGCAUGCCCACCAGAUUGGACCAGGGUAAGGUCACAUUGGAUUCGCCUUACACUGUGUGCAAGGAGGGCCAGGUCAUGAACAGCCACCAGACUGCGUUGCUGAAGAUGUUCGGCGUUGCGAUGGCCGACUUCAAGAUCGACAUCAAGGCGUACUACUCGAAGAAGACCGAGGCUAUCAUUGAGGUUGAUGCUAUGGAGGAGUAGAAUUCUUGGCAGGACAACCAUGCAUCUGGGCGGCGUUCAAGAGGCGUUCACAUAGUUCAGGAAAAGUCAAACAAUAGUACCAAUAUACCCUCAUGUUGACACGA
Messenger RNA from Boeremia exigua, 883 nucleotides. RefSeq names its product mRNA turnover protein 4. Gene Ontology annotation, molecular function: RNA binding. The record is from RefSeq and is a predicted model, not a curated record. NCBI's taxonomy places the organism in Eukaryota, Fungi, Ascomycota, Dothideomycetes, Pleosporales, Didymellaceae. The transcript has 2 exons. Gene Ontology annotation, cellular component: preribosome, large subunit precursor; nucleolus. The coding region runs from base 72 to 779 and encodes 235 amino acids. Gene Ontology annotation, biological process: rRNA processing; ribosomal large subunit biogenesis; ribosomal large subunit assembly.